GGGGGUCUGGGGCGGGCCAGGGGGCGCGCUGACCCGGCGCGCGGUCACGCUGCGGGUGCUGCUGAAAGACGCGCUGCUGGAGCCGGGCGCCGGGGUCCUGUCCAUCUACUACCUGGGGAAGAAGUUCACCGGGGACCUGCAGCCGGAUGGCCGGAUCGUGUGGCAGGAAACUGGGCAGGUCUUCAACUCCCCCAGCGCCUGGGCCACCCACUGCAAGAAGCUGGUGAACCCCGUCAAGAAGUCGGGCUGCGGCUGGGCCUCGGUCAAGUACAAGGGCCAGAAGCUGGACAAGUACAAGGCCGAAUGGCUCCGGAGGCACCAGCUCCACCUGCCCGCGGCCGCCACCGACGAGAGCCCGGCCAGCGAAGGGGAGGAGGAGGAGCUGCUGAUGGAGGAAGAGGAGGAGGAGGUGCUGGGAGGAGUCUCGGCAGAGGACAAGAGCCGGAGACCCCCGGGGAAGGGCGCCCUGGAACCUGCGCACCAGGAGGCCGCGGCCCCGGGGCAGCGCGGGGAGAAGGCCCGGGUGCCCGUCCGCUACUGCACGCUGGGUGGCCGUGACUCCGCCAGGAACCCCCGCACCCUGGUAGAAGUGACGUCCUUCGCCGCCAUCAACAAGUUCCAGCCGUUCAACGUGGCGGUCUCCAGCAACGUCCUCUUCCUGCUGGACUUCCACAGCCACCUGACCCGGAGCGAAGUCGUGGGCUACCUGGGAGGCCGCUGGGACAUGAGCAGCCAGAUGCUGACGGUGCUGAGGGCCUUCCCCUGCCGCAGCCGGCUGGGCGACGCCGACACCGCGGCCACCGUGGAGGAGGAGAUCCACCAGAGCCUGUUCCUGCGGGGCCUGUCCCUGGUGGGCUGGUACCACAGCCACCCGCACAGCCCGGCGCUGCCGUCGCUGCAGGACCUGGACGCGCAGAUGGACUACCAGCUGCGGCUGCAGGGGUCCCCCCAUACUACGCCGGCAACCCCGGGCCCGAGUCCCAGAUCUCACCCUUCUGGGUCAUGCCGCCUCCCGAGCAAAGGCCCAGCGACUACGGCAUCCCCAUGGACGUGGAGAUGGCGUACGUGCAGGACAGCUUCCUGACCAACGACGUCCUCCACGAGAUGAUGCUGCUGGUGGAGUUCUACAAGGGCGCCCCAGACCUCGUGCGGUUCCAGGAGCCCUGGAGCCCAGAGCACACCUACCUCGACAAGCUGAAGAUCUCCCUGGCCAGCAGGACGCCCAAGGACCAGGGCCUGGGCCACGCGCUGGAGCAGGUCUACGGCGUUCUCAAGCAAGGGAGCUGAGGCCGGCCAGGCCCGCGCCAGCCCUCAGGGGACAGUGCCCUUGGGGACAGUGCCCUCGGGACGGAGGGAGGGCCUUUGCCGCUUUCAUUCCUGCAUGACAGUUGAGCUUGGAUAAUAAAGAGAAGCCACCAGC
Tupaia belangeri chinensis (Chinese tree shrew) is the source of this 1420-nucleotide messenger RNA. It is a transcript of the gene MPND, whose product is annotated as MPN domain containing. NCBI's taxonomy places the organism in Eukaryota, Metazoa, Chordata, Mammalia, Scandentia, Tupaiidae. Gene Ontology annotation, molecular function: metallopeptidase activity; protein binding. The record is from RefSeq and is a predicted model, not a curated record.